Messenger RNA from Malania oleifera, 1992 nucleotides. RefSeq names its product WAT1-related protein At3g02690, chloroplastic. The transcript is spliced from 7 exons. Bases 69 to 1376 code for a protein of 435 amino acids. Gene Ontology annotation, cellular component: chloroplast; membrane. The record is from RefSeq and is a predicted model, not a curated record. Lineage: Eukaryota; Viridiplantae; Streptophyta; Magnoliopsida; Santalales; Ximeniaceae.
AAAAAUACACAAGGAGAUGUAGGCAAAUAAAUAAUGAAGAUAAUAAUAAAUGAAAGGAAGGGAGGAAAAUGACCUGGACGGCCUCCCCUUCUGGCUUGUCGACGGCCGUCGGCUUCUUUGUCCUUCCGACCAACAGCGGGUCUCCCUAUAAUUGCCCGCCGGCAAUUCCGGCUUGGAGGCGUCGUUUUCUGGAUUUCAGAAAACGAGAUAGUGUCGACCUCCAAUCAGUGACGCUGGCAACUUCCGGCACUACCACUACCACUACCGCUAUUGCUGCUGCUGCAGGGGUUAGGGGUUCCUAUUAUACUAAUAUGUUCAAUGAACACAGCGGGAUUAGGGACUGUAGUGUUGGAAUUUUGAAUUUCAGCAGUAAUGGCAACAGUGAUAUAUCGAGGAGGAGGAGGAGGAGGGCCACAGAGUCGAACGUGGAAGUGGAAUCGGAAUCAUCAUCCACCACCAAUAUCGAUUGCGUGGGAACUGGCCUCAACGUCGAAUGCAUGGUCUCUUCUCCGUCGGAAAAUGAAGACGAAAGAAGCGAGGAUCCUGAAGAAAAGUUUUCGAGUUUAUCUUUGGGCAGUCUGUGGUGGGAAUGGGCGGUGCUGGUAUCGCCUUUCUUCUUCUGGGGAACGGCUAUGGUGGCCAUGAAGCAAGUGGUGCCUAGAGCCGGCCCCUUCUUUGUGGGCGCAUUCCGCCUAAUACCUGCCGGGUUCUUCUUGAUUGGAUAUGCUGCCUACCAAGGUAGGAAACUGCCUUCUGGCCUUAACGCUUGGCUUUCCAUCACUCUCUUCGCUCUCGUCGAUGCUGCUUGUUUUCAGGGGUUUCUUGCCGAAGGUUUACAGAGAACAUCUGCUGGUUUGGGCAGCGUGAUAAUUGAUUCACAACCUCUGACAGUGGCUAUACUUGCGGCCUUGUUCUUUGGUGAGGCGAUUGGUUUUGUUGGAGCUGCAGGGCUUGUUCUUGUUGUCAUUGGACUUUUACUUCUUGAGGUACCUGCACUUUCUUUGAAGGAGAAUAAUUUUUCACUGUGGGGAAGCGGGGAGUGGUGGAUGCUUCUUGCAGCUCAGAGCAUGGCCAUUGGGACAGUCAUGGUCCGCUGGGUUUCUAAGUACUCUGAUCCUGUUAUGGCAACUGGAUGGCACAUGGUUAUUGGUGGUUUACCUCUUGUGGCAGUCUCCUUAGUUAACCAUGAUCCUGCCCUUAGUGGGAGUUUUAAGGAGCUUACAGUGGGUGAUUUUUCAGCACUCCUUUAUACUUCCAUUCUUGGAAGUGCUGUCAGCUAUGGGGUAUUUUUCUACAAUGCAACUAGAGGUAGCCUCACAAAGCUCAGCUCUCUCACUUUUCUAACCCCAAUGUUUGCCUCAUUUUUUGGAUCGUAGAUUUCUUGAAGCGCAGAUGAAUUUCAUCUCAUCUUGAUAGGUCACCUAAAAAAGAGGAACAAAAUAAAGAACAUUCUAACUUCCUUUUCAUCUUGAGCACAGGUUUCUAUAUCUUGGUGAGACCUUCUCCCCCUUGCAAUUAGUUGGAGCCUUUGUCACAGUGGUUGCGAUCUACAUGGUUAAUUAUGAGAAUAGUCCGGAAUGAAGAAUUUCUGAUUCUUGAUGAAAUUGCAUACUUAAUGUGGGUUUAUCUAGAGCUAAAGAACAUAAUGUUUUGCAGAAGUGCAUGCUUAAGGUGGCUUCUAGUCCUAACCUUUCAGGCUCCAGUUCUCGACCUUAGAUGAUGGAAGCACGCAUCCGUUGGAGGGAACAAAAAUUUGGCGUUGUUGGAGGGUAACUGCCCAAGUUAUUAGUAGUUUUAAUUGGUUUGAGAAAAAAAAACGAGAGUGAUACCCUCUUCCCUAUGCCAGGACACAUAGCAGCAGGCAUACUUGGUGUACAUAAACAUGUGAAGUUCUGGAUUACUAAGAGAAAACAAGAGUUACUGACAUUGUAUAUGUGAUUUAUGAUUCCACAAUUACUUUUCAAUUUGUAUGUAUGAAUCUGUUUGUUGAAA